Fundulus heteroclitus (mummichog) is the source of this 2589-nucleotide messenger RNA. RefSeq names its product peroxisomal N(1)-acetyl-spermine/spermidine oxidase. Bases 582 to 2084 code for a protein of 500 amino acids. The transcript is spliced from 11 exons. NCBI's taxonomy places the organism in Eukaryota, Metazoa, Chordata, Actinopteri, Cyprinodontiformes, Fundulidae. The record is from RefSeq and is a predicted model, not a curated record. Gene Ontology annotation, molecular function: polyamine oxidase activity.
UUGGUAUAACAGCCUGCACUAUUGGGUGGUGUCCAGUAGGUGCCAGUAUAAUCCACGCAAGCAUAUGGGGAUCGCUGGAAGGGAAGAAUGACUUGGAAACUCAGGAAACAAGAAAAAAAUACUUUCAGUUUGUUCGCUUCCUUUUAGCUUCACAUUUGAUAGCACAAGCUAGGAGAAUCUCCACAAAUUAUUUAAUUUUCCUUUGUAUUUUUUUUUAUCUAAUCCGCAUACACAUUUGAAGAUAGAAUUAGCCUGUUUGAUGCACGUUUUUGUUUAGAGGAGAAAGUGUUUAAAAAUAAAUAAAAAUCUGUAAUUCUGUUUAGUGUAGUUUUUCACAAUCUCCAGGGUUUGGGGAUUCAAGAAGGUGUGAUUGCAAAAUCGACCAAUAGAACAGGCGCUGCUGAGGAGUGUUCCUCAUCGCUUCACCUCGGGGUCUCUUUCCAAGAAAGCUGGCGUUUAUCUACACUUUAUAGCUCAUAAAGCUGGGAACUUUAACUGUGGCUGUUUGAGAAAGCGGAAGUGUGGAGGAAGAAAAGGAGAAAACCCUUUUCCAGGAGUUAAUCUGACGCGCUGAGGCAGCUAUGGCUGGAAAUGUGGAUGCCAAAAUAGUGAUAGUAGGCUGUGGGAUAGCGGGGAUAGCAGCGGCUCACCGGCUCAUUAAGUCUGGGUUCACUAAUGUCCGGAUACUGGAAGCGACCGGAAGAAGCGGAGGACGAAUCAGAACAGGGAAACUUGGUAAUACCAUUAUUGAAAUUGGUGCAGCUUUCAUCCACGGUCCAUCUGAAGAGAACCCAGUGUUUUGUCUGGCACGCGACUAUAACCUCCUGGAUCCUGAAGCCCUCAAGCCAGAGAAUCAAGCCGUGGAUGUCGGCGAAUAUCCUCCUCUGGUCCCCAACUGGUUCACAAGUUCAGGCCAGAAGGUGAGCCCUGAAAGCAUGAAUCCUGCACUGGAGCUCUUCCAUGAGCUUGUGGAAAAUACUCCACAAGCAAAGACUCACAAGCAAAGGUCCUGGCCAAGUGUUGGAGAUUUCUUGAAGUCUGAGGUACGAAGGCGAACGGCAAAGAAGUGGAAAGAUAAAGAUAAGCGCACUAGGCAGCUGCUGCUGGGCGCCAUCAGCACCAUGCUGAAGGAGGAAUGCUGUUCAAGUGCUACUCACUCAAUGGAGGAGUUGGAUCUAGUUGGGUUUUCUAUGUACCUGAGUAUAAAAGGAGUGGACUGCACAUUCCCAAGUGGCUCAGAGGGCUUAGUCAGCAACUUGAUGUCAGAGCUCCCCGCUGACUUGGUGUCCUACAGUCGGCCUGUGCGCUGUAUUCACUGGAGCAGCAAAGAAAGUGGAAUGAAUGCGGUAACAGUGGAGUGUGGGGAUGGGGAGAGGAUCGCUGCUGAUCAUGUCAUCGUCACUGUGUCUCUGGGAUACCUGAAGAAGCACCAUUCAACUCUAUUCUCACCUCCUCUUCCUGCCCAGAAGCUACAGUCCAUUCAUAAAAUAGGAUUUGGAACGUGCGACAAAAUCCAUGUUGAGUUUGAAUCCCCCUGGUGGGAUGCUGACUGUGAGAUCAUCUACCUGGUGUGGGAUGACGAGGAAGGUAUUUCAGACCAUGUGGCGGAUAUUAGUAAAAACUGGAUCAGGAAGAUCUCAUCGUUCACUGUGGUGAAACCCUCUGAAAGGGGCAGCCACGUUCUCUGCGGCUGGAUUUCUGGGCACGAGGCGGAGCACAUGGAAACACUUCCUGAGCAGGAAGUCAGACGCUCCAUCACAGAGCUCAUUCAUACAUUCACAGGAGACCGUACCAUCACACCAAAGAGAAUCCUGUGUACCAGGUGGUUUCAUGAUCCCUGGACGUUAGGAUCCUACUGUCACCCAGCAAUCGGUUGUUCAGCGCAAGAUCUCAAGAACAUGAUGGAGCCCCUGCCUAAGCGAGGAGAGCAGCAGCCCCUGCAGGUGUUGUUUGCCGGAGAGGCCACUCAUCCUUGCUACUACUCCAGCCUUCAUGGAGCCCUCCUCUCUGGGUGGAGAGAAGCCGACAGACUCAUCUCUCACUACUCUUUGACCAGUCCCCUCCAUUUAGAUCAGAAAAGUUAAAGAUUAAAAAUCUCCUCAGCAUGAAAUUGUGUUUAAUGUCCUUCUAAUCAAGUGACAGCAGAUAAGGAGCUUCUUCAUCUUUUGUUUCUGAGAAGCAGCCGUAAGUUGUUUCUGAGAAGUCCUGGGUCUUCAUAAAUGUAUGCUUUUAUGAAUGGUCCUGUAGAUAGCUAGAAAAUCUGUAACAAGUUGCAAAAACCGCAGUUACAUAAAUAGGAUCAGCAGAGGCAAAGUCCAGAAACAGGCAGUUCAUUAACCAGGAAAUACUUAGCAUAGCAUAACCUGUAACUCAUCUGACAGGGAUUGGAUGAAACGUGCUCAGUGGUUAAAUUUGAAUUCUUUAAUUUUACUGUGAUUUUGUGGAGAGGAAUGUAUGGCAAGAAGAUGGGAAUAACUUGUUCAGCAGACAGUGCUGACAGGAACUUUGAGGAUUGGAAGCUCAGAAAUGUCCAAUAAAUAAACUAUCCUGUAAGAAUCUAUGUCGAAGCAUAACUGUGUCAGUGUUAGU